Gongylonema pulchrum is the source of this 294-nucleotide messenger RNA. NCBI's taxonomy places the organism in Eukaryota, Metazoa, Nematoda, Chromadorea, Rhabditida, Gongylonematidae. The record is from the annotation of a GenBank genome assembly.
AUGCCUUUUUUAGGCCAAAUAGGAACUGGAAUACAAAAAGCGGCAUCCGGAGUCUGGAAUUCUGCAGGAUCAGCAGUAGAUGCUGUUGGUGAUGCUGCAUUUGCAGUUGGCACCGGUGUCGGCGGUGCCGCAAUCGCCGCUAAGGAUGUAGCUGUCAGCGGAGCAAAAGCUGUUGGAAGCGGAAUCUCAACAGUGGUUUCCGGAGCCGGAGAAAAAGUCGGUGAAGGUGUUGAAAGCGUCGGUCAUGGCAUCGCUGGUGUCGGCGAAAACAUCAAAGAAAAAGCUCAUGAUUGA